AUGCCACAAAUGUUGGUGAUGAAGGAGAACAAAGAAGGUCUUGAGCUCUUGAAGACUGCAAUAGCAAAAACCGGAUAUACUGGAAAAAUUAAUUCCAAAUUCCGGGUUGUUAUUGGAAUGGAUGUUGUUGCGUCUGAGUUCUAUGAAGACAAGGGCAAAACCUAUGAUUUGAAAUUUAAGGAAGAUAACAACGAUGGAUCAGAGAAGAUAUCAGGGGACAGUUUGAAGAAUGUGUACAAAUCAUUUGUUCAAAUUGUUGGUGAUGAUCUUCUUGUGACAAACCCCAAGCGUGUAGAGAAAGCAAUCAGAGAGAAGAGUUGCAAUGCCCUUCUUCUUAAGGUGAACCAAAUUGGGUCGGUUACAGAAAGCAUCGAGGCAGCGAGAAUGUCGAAGCGUGCUGGAUGGGAUUUUGAGGUUCAGAUUAAAAUUGGAGCUCCUUGUCCUUCUGAGGAUAGUAGAAGAGUUGGGAGCAACAACUGUUUAUGCAGGAGCAAACUUGCGUGCACCAGGUAUUUUAGGAAAUGCACCCCUAAACGAGAAAGCAAUCGUCUUCUCACAAUGGACAAGAAUGCUAACCUUGCAAGCUUUGUGAAGAGAAACCAAACUUGGUUUUCAGAAACCAGACAUGGACAUGAGCGAAAGGGCAUUUUGGAAAACCAUGUAUUUGCAAUGAAGUGUAUACAUACUGUAGCAGUAGCUCCGCAUGAAGAACAACAGUUUUUGGAGGUCAUUUGGAAUGCAUUACAUGCUGGAAAGCUACUUGCUCAAGUGUUGACCAAGGGAUUGCAAUACAACAUUGUUCAAGGAAAUGACGACAAAAAAACAACAAAAAAAGCAACCCGUGGUUUACCACGGGCUCACCUACUAGUUGAUAUUAUUUCAAACUUCAAUGCACCUGGUGUCCCUAUUGUUGAUUUGGAGUUUCUUGACCUUUGCAUUGGUGAACAAGAGGAAGAUGGCACAGGCAAGGAGUAUCCUUUGGAAGCUGCCCUUGAGGACACUAAAAAUACUUUGAUUCAAGGCAUUACAAAACUCUUAUUGGAUUUCCGUGUUCUUGAUCAAGAGUUGGGAUUGAUAUUGAAGCUAAGAGACAUGAUGAUUGGUUGGAUACAUGAAGGGUUUUAG
This is a messenger RNA of Lactuca virosa, 1125 nucleotides long. Lineage: Eukaryota; Viridiplantae; Streptophyta; Magnoliopsida; Asterales; Asteraceae. The record is from the annotation of a GenBank genome assembly.